CUCUCUCUCAGGUGUCGCAGUCGCAGGACGUGUGUGUGUGUGUGUUCCAGGAUGCCGCUGGUGAAGCGCAGCAUCGAGCCUCGUCAUCUGUGUCACACGGCUCUUCCACACACCAUCAGAAAUGAGCUGGAGUGUGUGACCAACAUUUCACUGGCCAACGUCAUACGACAGCUGAGUAGCCUCAGUAAAUAUGCGGAGGAUUUGUUCGGAGAACUCUUUAAUGAAGCUCAUUCCUUCUCGUUUCGAGUGAACUCACUCCAGGAGAGAGUCGACCGCCUGUCAAUCAGCGUCACUCAACUCGACCCGAAAGAGGAGGAGUUGUCUCUUCAGGACAUCACGAUGAGGAAGGCUUUCCGCAGCUCCACUAUCCAGGACCAGCAGCUGUUUGAGCGUCAGUCUCUGCCCGUCCCGAUGCAGGAGACGUACGAGCUGUGCGAACAGCCUCCGCCGCUGAACAUCCUCACGCCCUACAGGGAUGAUGGGAAGGAGGGUCUGAAGUUCUACACCAACCCGUCGUACUUCUUCGACCUGUGGAGAGAGAAAAUGCUUCAGGACACAGAAGACAAGAGGAAAGAGAGGCGGAAACAGAAGUUGCAGGAUCCGCACAUGUAUGAUCAGGUCUAUAAAUAUUUGGACCUUCCAGUGCAGCUAAAGAACAUCGAUCGCCCCCAUGAUCUGGAGAAGGUCCCGCGAGCGCCUCACGACCGGAAGAAGGAGUGGCAGAAGAUGGCGCUGGGGGCGGAGCUUGCUGACGACGACAUGGAGGACACACACACAGACACCAACGGGUCGGCAACCUACCAAGAGCACAGGCAGAUGUACAUGGAUCAUCUGGACGGGUCGUUCUCUCUGGCUGCGCUGCCGUACUCUCAGAUGAACGAACUCCUGAGUCGCAGCGGAGAGAGAGCAUUCGGACGCCCACACGACCCUCCACCACCACCACCCACAUACACACCCGACCUCAAACCAGCCUCUGUUAUCAGCUCCAGCUCAGGUUUCUCCGACAGCGUCACUCAGUCUCCGGCUCGCACUCCUGUCUUCCUCAACUCGAAUGCCCCGCCCCCAGCCCCGCCCCCUUUACCCCCUCCCCCGCCGCCUCUGCCAGCCAGCCAAUCAGGUUCAAGGAUGCGAGGUUCAGGCCCGCCUCCAAUCCCUCCCUUACCUUCCCAGCAUCCCCCGGCCAUCCCCCCUCCCCCCGCCCCCCUCCAGAUCGCCCCGGGUGUCCUUCACCCCGCCCCCCCUCCGGUGGCUCCGCCCCUUCACUCAUCCCCCGCCCGCGGACAGCAGGCUCCGCCCACAUGUGGCGAUGGGAUGGUUUUGCCGCCGCCCCCUCCUCCCCCUCCUCUUCCUCUCCUGGGAAACAGAAGCUCCUCCCCCUGCACAUCAUAUGCCCCGCCCUCCAUGCCUUCCUUCCCAUCAGGGGCCGUUUCGUCGCCGCCCACUCACUCGGGUCACGAGGUCAAGCGGAACCCCUCAAACCUGCCGCCAAUCAGCGACGCCCGCAGCGUCCUAUUGGAGGCCAUCCGUAAAGGGAUCCAGCUGAGGAAGGUGGAGGAGCAGCGGGAACAGGAGGCCAAACACGAGCGCGUGGGGAACGACGUGGCCACUAUCCUGUCCCGUCGCAUCGCAGUGGAGUACAGCGACUCCGAGGACGAGUCCGAGUUCGAUGAGGUUGACUGGAUGGAGUGAGAGUGUGUGUGUGUGUCUGUGUGAGUGUGUGUGUGUGUGUGUGUGUGUGUGUGUGUGUGUGUGUGUGUGUGUGUGUGUGUCCCGUCACAUCGCAGUGGAGUACAGCGACUCCGAGGACGAGUCCGAGUUCGAUGAGGUCGACUGGAUGGAGUGAGAGUGUGUGUGUGUCUGUGUGAGUGUGUGUGUGUGUGUGUGUGUCUGUGUGUGUCCCAUCACAUCGCAGUGGAGUACAGCGACUCCGAGGACGAGUCCGAGUUCGAUGAGGUCGACUGGAUGGAGUGAGAGAGUGUGUGUGUGUGUGUGUGUGAGUGUGUGUGAGUGUCUG
This is a messenger RNA of Rhinichthys klamathensis goyatoka, 2014 nucleotides long. It is a transcript of the gene wasf1, whose product is annotated as WASP family member 1. Gene Ontology annotation, cellular component: cytoskeleton; SCAR complex. Gene Ontology annotation, molecular function: actin binding; protein kinase A regulatory subunit binding; Arp2/3 complex binding. Lineage: Eukaryota; Metazoa; Chordata; Actinopteri; Cypriniformes; Leuciscidae. The transcript is spliced from 9 exons. The coding region runs from base 52 to 1689 and encodes 545 amino acids. The record is from RefSeq and is a predicted model, not a curated record. Gene Ontology annotation, biological process: actin cytoskeleton organization; positive regulation of Arp2/3 complex-mediated actin nucleation.